ACGCUUAAAAAAUAAAAAUAUAAAAAGUGAAACCAAAACAAGCGAACACCAACCAACGAAAUAGAUGAAAAUACAGCUUUGUUCGCGAUUAAAGACUGUUUUUGGGACGUAAAUAGAUCGCAAAUAGGGGCCCGUUUCAUGGAAAAAACACCCACCAAGCUAACCGCACCGAACCCAUUUACUAACCGAUUUAGAUUAGCUGCGUUCGUAAACAACGGAUAAGACUGUAUAUCAGCUGUACGUUAAUUUAGUGAUAAAACCAUCGUAGAGCCACAGCAACAAAGAGACUGAACUGAACGACCUGCCAUUUUGAUACCGACACCCCGUCGAGAUUAAAGCCAAUUUUUGGAUCCGAUCCCCAGUUGUCCGCCGACUUCUAAGCACCUCGCAUCGCUACUUUGUAACCGGACUAUAGUCGCAUAUAUCCUAUAUAGUAUUGCACAUAUAUACGAUGUGCGUGAUAUUCUUCUGUGCGGACUCCAAUCCGCAGCUGGGUGGCUACAAGCUCAUUUUGGCCUCCAAUCGGGACGAGUUCUUCGCCAGGGCCACCCAAUCCGCGGCCAAGUGGGCGAAUGCCGAUCAUGUUUACGGUGGAAUCGAUUUAGAGCCGGGACGCGAGGGUGGAACCUGGCUGGCCAUCGGCCACUCCGCGGGCUUCUUCAAGGUGGGCGCCCUGCUCAACCUGACCGGCGAGCCCAAGCCCCGCGAUGCAGUCGCGCACAAGAACAUUUUGCAACCGCAUAAUCACAACAGCAACAAGCCCACCACCUCCAACAACAACAGUCAUCUGAAUCUGAAUACGAAUCUGAAUCCGAAUCUGAAUGCAAAUCCAAAUCCAAAUCCGAAUCCGAGUAAGGGGCAAUCGAAUAACGAACAUUUCUUACUAGGGCGCGGCAUGAUCGUGGCUGACUUCGUCACCCAGGCGGACGAGGAGCACAGCAUCCGGAACUACAACCAGAGGCUCCUCAAGGACUGCACCAAGUACAGUGCCUUCAACUUUGUGUCCAUCGAGAUUGGAUCUCCAUCGCUGCCCGCACGCGUGGAGCUGCUGAGCAAUGUGCCGCCGACGCUGGAGGAGUUCCGGAACGGCGGUUGCUACGGAUUCGGCAACAGCCUGCCACACACGCCCUUCGAGAAGGUGCGCCACGGCCAGCAGGAGUUCGAGGCGAUAGUGCGGGAGCAUGGGGGUGCCAGUGUGGAGACCCUCUCCUCCCAACUGAUGCAGCUGCUGAGGAACAAGCACCGAUUCUGGCCAGAUGCCGAGCUAAAAAGGCGGGCGCCCAACUGGGGCGAGGGCUUGAGUGCCCUCAACGUGCACAUUGCAGACCAUGCCUACGGCAGUCGGACGCACACGGUCAUCCUGGUGGACAGCCAGAACAGGAUGCACUUCAUUGAGGAAACGAUGGCCGGACUGGAUCCGCAGGGCGAGUGGAGCAGGACGCACAUCGAAAAGGAUUUUCCGGGCUAUGUAUAGAAUAUAUAUAUCAGGAAUUUGCUUCCUCCACUAAUUUGUAAUCUGUAAUCUGUAU
Messenger RNA from Drosophila takahashii, 1529 nucleotides. It is a transcript of the gene Tango2, whose product is annotated as transport and golgi organization 2. The record is from RefSeq and is a predicted model, not a curated record. Gene Ontology annotation, biological process: Golgi organization; protein secretion. Lineage: Eukaryota; Metazoa; Arthropoda; Insecta; Diptera; Drosophilidae. Gene Ontology annotation, cellular component: Golgi apparatus.